Messenger RNA from Anopheles maculipalpis, 1089 nucleotides. RefSeq names its product 2-acylglycerol O-acyltransferase 2-A-like. Gene Ontology annotation, molecular function: diacylglycerol O-acyltransferase activity. Gene Ontology annotation, biological process: triglyceride biosynthetic process. The coding region runs from base 10 to 1071 and encodes 353 amino acids. NCBI's taxonomy places the organism in Eukaryota, Metazoa, Arthropoda, Insecta, Diptera, Culicidae. The record is from RefSeq and is a predicted model, not a curated record. Gene Ontology annotation, cellular component: endoplasmic reticulum membrane. The transcript has 5 exons.
CACAGCAACAUGGGUAAAAUCGAAUGGGCCCCACUAAAUGUGCCCAUGAGGCGACGGCUCGAAACCCUAUCCACUGCCCUUUGGAUGUGGUUGAUACUUUUCGGUGAGCUGGGAAUGCUUAUAUCUUACUUCCUGCUGCUGAUUUAUGGUAACUUAUUCGUUAAAACUCUCUGCGUCAUCUAUGGAUACUUCAUCUACACCGAUCGAAAAAUCACAACAAACGGUGGCCGAGGACAAGGUGUAAAAUGGUGGCGAGAUUUGUUUUGGUGGAAGCUCUACCAGAGCUACUUCCCGGCGAAGCUGCACAAGACGGUUGAUCUCGAUCCGAACCGGAACUACCUAUUUGCCGCCUUCCCGCACGGUGUUCUAGGAUUGGGUGCCUUCAUCAACUUCGCCACCAAUGCUACCGGCUUUCAUGAAAAGUUCCCCAAAAUCCGGUCUCGUCCCGUAACGCUUAACUUCCACUUCGUGAUACCCUUCUUCCGGGAGAUCCUGCUAAGCUGGGGGCUAGUGUCCGCCAACCCAAGCAGCAUUCUUAGCCUGCUGAAAGCAUCGAACAAACCAGACCAACCGGUAAACGAUGACGGGUUCACCUCCAACGCGGUGGUGAUCGUCGUAGGUGGAGCGGCCGAAUCCUUGCACUGUCGCCCAAACAACUACACGCUGGUGCUGCGCAAACGGAAGGGUUUCUGUAAGCUAGCUAUUAAAGCGGGCACACCGAUCGUGCCGGUUAUGACGUUCGGUGAGGUGGAUCUGUUCGAUCAGCCACCGAAUCCGCCCGGUUCGAAAUUGCGCCGGUUCCAGGAGUUUGUGAAGAAUACGACCGGUAUUGCUCCGGCUGCGUUUGUUGGACGUGGAUUCUUCCAGUACAGUUACGGACUGAUUCCGCGGCGGAAGCCUCUGAACACAGUAGUUGGUGUUCCGGUGGAAGUGACGCAGAUAGACGACCCGACGAACGAACAGGUGGACGAGGUGCACGAACGGUUCUGCCGCGAGUUGGACAACUUGUUCGAAACUAACAAAUCGCGCUUCAUCGCUGAUCACAAGAACGUGAAGCUUGUGCUGGAGUAAAUCUUCAGCAGAACGUAC